Rhizophagus irregularis DAOM 181602=DAOM 197198 is the source of this 324-nucleotide messenger RNA. RefSeq lists its product as uncharacterized. Lineage: Eukaryota; Fungi; Glomeromycota; Glomeromycetes; Glomerales; Glomeraceae. The record is from RefSeq and is a predicted model, not a curated record.
AUGUUAAAAAACUAUAAUGAUACUACAGAUAUUACUUCUUUAGCAGGUCCGCAAACUGCUUUUGAUACUAUGGAAUUACGAAGUAAUACUGCUCAAAAAGGUAAAAAGCAUAUUAUCUAUAUUCGAGGCGCCAGGUCUUUCAAAUGUUGUGAUGAUGAAAUUGGUAAAAGACUAUCUAAAAUACUUUUCGCUCGUCCUUGGUCACUUCAUACUCAAAGGAGUACUUUGUUUGACGAAAAGACAGAUUUAAAAAGGGAGAAUGCGAUCAAAUCAUUUUUACCUCUUGUCUUUGAACAGGAGAAGUCUUUGGUUGACAAAUGGUAA